Nilaparvata lugens (brown planthopper) is the source of this 1758-nucleotide messenger RNA. RefSeq names its product non-specific lipid-transfer protein-like. Bases 92 to 1366 code for a protein of 424 amino acids. Lineage: Eukaryota; Metazoa; Arthropoda; Insecta; Hemiptera; Delphacidae. Gene Ontology annotation, molecular function: acyltransferase activity, transferring groups other than amino-acyl groups. The transcript is spliced from 2 exons. The record is from RefSeq and is a predicted model, not a curated record.
UAGUCAUUACUCAAUAAUAUUAUUGAAAAGUGAUACGAUUAUAAACAAGACAUUUCUAGUUAUUACCAUAGAAUAUCUUUCCACUUUUAAGAUGUCCCCUAAGCCCAGAGUAUUCGUUGUGGGCGUCGGUAUGACUCGAUUCAAAAAACCAGACCAAAGAGUUGGCCUGGAUUAUCCUGAAAUGGGUGGUGAAGCAGUGAGCAAAGCUCUACAAGAUGCGUCUGGCCUUGCUUACGACUCUAUAGAGCAGGCCUGUGUGGGAUACGUGUAUGGCGACUCCACGUGCGGCCAGCGGGCUUUGUAUCAACUGGGCAUGACAGGUAUACCAAUCUACAAUGUGAACAACAACUGUGCCACUGGUUCUACGGCUCUAAUCCUCGCCAAACAACUGAUUGAAUCCGGCAACAAUGACUGUGUACUAGCGCUAGGUUUUGAGAAAAUGCAACCUGGAUCCCUCAAACCUGAAUUCACAGAUCGCACACAUCCUCUGGAUAAACAUGUCGAAAUGAUGUCAGAAACAGCUGGACUAGACAUAUCUCCAAUCACUGCCCAAAUGUUUGGCAACGCAGGCUUGGAACACAUGCAAAAAUACGGAACAAAACCAGAACACUUUGCGAAAAUUGCUCUCAAAAACCAUGAAAACUCUCUUAACAACCCUAACUCACAAUUUAGUCACAAAACCACUCUCAACAGCCCUUAUUCUCCACUGAAACACGGCGGGUACACAUUGGACGAAAUCCAAAACUCUCCAAAAGUUUUCGGACCCCUCACAAAACUGCAAUGUUGUCCUACAUCAAACGGAGCGGCGGCAGCUAUUUUGACUUCUGAGCAGUUUGUGUUGGCUAACAAUUUGACAAAAAGUGCUGUGGAAAUAUUGGGGAUUGAAAUGUCAACAGAUCUACCGUCUACGUUCUCCGAAGGAAGUUUUAUUAAGAUGGUGGGGUACGACAUGACUAGAAACGCCGCUGAGAGGUUGUAUAGGAAAACACAUACUAAACCGAGUGACGUGGAUGUUGUGGAACUACAUGACUGUUUUUCUGUCAACGAACUGUUAAGCUACGAAGCGUUGGGACUCUGUGCGGAGGGGAAGGCCAAGGAUUUAAUUGAUGCCGGUUUGAAUAAGUAUGGAGGAAAGCAUGUUGUGAAUCCCAGUGGAGGACUGAUAGGGAAAGGACAUCCUUUGGGAGCCACAGGGUUAGCACAGUGUGCGGAGUUGUGUUGGCAACUGAGAGGGGUGGCGGGAGGUAGACAGGUGGUUGAUGCUAAACUGGCAUUGCAGCAUAAUAUGGGGCUGGGAGGAGCAGCUGUUGUCGCUUUGUAUAGAUUGUAUAGGCCGAAUUUUUCUAAACCAAUAUCGAAGUUGUGAAAGAAUUUUUAUCUUCGCCGUUUCAAAGGUGUCUAAUAAGGAAAAAAAUAUACUUUGCAAUUAAAUUCCAAUAUCCAAAUUAGGAAAAGUUAGAACAAGUUAGUUGGAUUCGUUUGUGAAGUAGGUUUGUACACAGAUUUGACUUGGUAGGUUAGGUUUAGAUAGAGCAUUGUGUACAACAGAUAUUAAAAUAAAUGGAAAUUGAAAAACUCUGUAGUCUCUUCCAAGGUACCUAGAAUACAUUCACUUUAGAUUUGAUUCAAGUAAUUACAGCUGAUGCCAGAUUCAAAGCUAUGGAAGAAUUCGUUUUUGAAGUACAAUGGAUAAAAUCAAUGAAAAUAAAGGAGUAAUGAAAUACUGUAUUUGUAUUAGUAAUAAAAUAGUACUGCUGC